Molecule: messenger RNA, 1282 nt
Organism: Vespula pensylvanica (western yellowjacket)
Lineage: Eukaryota; Metazoa; Arthropoda; Insecta; Hymenoptera; Vespidae
Gene: Taldo
Product: transaldolase
Exons: 6
Coding region: 82-1080 (332 amino acids)
Biological process (GO): pentose-phosphate shunt; pentose-phosphate shunt, non-oxidative branch; carbohydrate metabolic process
Cellular component (GO): cytoplasm; intracellular anatomical structure
Molecular function (GO): transaldolase activity
Source: RefSeq, a predicted model, not a curated record
AACAUUCCCAAGCAUUUGGCAACCACGCGCUCCAGUCGACAAAAUUUUCAAUGUUUCGAAGUUUAUAAAGGUAACGAUAGAAUGAGUGAGCCACAAUUAAAGAAAGUGAAGAUGUCGAGUUCACUGGCUCAAUUAAAGGAGAUGACAACAGUUGUCGCCGACACCGGUGACUUUGAAGCCAUGGAACAAUUCAAACCGACUGAUGCAACUACCAAUCCAUCUUUGAUUCUUGCUGUUGCCAGUCAAAAGAAAUAUGCUCAUUUAAUUGACAAAGCUGUUCAUUAUGGCAAAAAGACAGGAUCCACAUUAGAAGAACAAAUUGAAGCAGCAUUAGAUUUCACAUGUAUCUUAUUUGGUAAAGAGAUACUUAAUAUUAUUCCUGGAAGAGUUUCUACUGAAGUAGAUGCUCGGCUAUCAUUCAACAAAAAUGCUAGCAUUGAAAAAGCAAAAAAAUUGAUUGAUUUAUAUGAAGAGAAUGGAGUAAGCAAGGAACGUGUAUUAAUUAAAUUAGCUUCUACCUGGGAAGGCAUUCAAGCUGCAAAAGAACUUGAGGAAAAGUAUGGCAUUCAUUGCAAUUUAACUCUUCUAUUUUCUUUCACUCAAGCUGUUGCUUGUGCAGAAGCUGGAGUAACUCUUAUUUCACCAUUUGUUGGCAGAAUCCUUGAUUGGUAUGUAGCGAACACAGAUAAGAAAGUAUAUGAAGCUAAAGAAGAUCCAGGAGUAUUGUCAGUUACAAAAAUUUAUAAUUAUUAUAAAAAGUUUGGCUAUAAAACUGUUGUAAUGGGUGCUUCUUUUAGAAAUACAGGUGAAAUUAAGCAAUUGUCUGGUUGUGAUUUUUUAACCAUAAGUCCAAAAUUAUUGGAAGAAUUGGAAAAAAGCAAUGAACCUAUUCGUAAAGUAUUAACAGAGGAUGCUGCUAAGAAAAGCGACCUACAAAAAAUCACUUUAAAUGAGGCCAAAUUUAGAUGGCUUUUAAAUGAGGAUCAGAUGGCAACUGAUAAACUAAGCGAAGGUAUUCGGAAAUUUGCAAUAGAUGUACGCAAACUUGAGAAACUAUUGCAAGAAAAAUUGCAAAUAUAAGCAUUUUCAAAAAUACUUGCUCAUAAGUGUAACAAAUAAUUAUUUUGUAAAAAUGCUUAUUGAAGAUAUACUUUAAAAUGUAUUAUACAUUUCUGUUUAAAAUUCUACUAUUUGUAAAAAGGAUGGUUUAUUAUGUAUACAUAUGUUAUAUUUAUAAAAUGUGUAUAUGUAUAUAUUUAUAUAAAGAAUCAUAUAUAUAUAU